This is a messenger RNA of Alternaria incomplexa, 891 nucleotides long. RefSeq lists its product as uncharacterized. NCBI's taxonomy places the organism in Eukaryota, Fungi, Ascomycota, Dothideomycetes, Pleosporales, Pleosporaceae. The transcript has a single exon. Bases 1 to 891 code for a protein of 296 amino acids. The record is from RefSeq and is a predicted model, not a curated record.
AUGAAGUCUACCAUCGCUGCCAUCGCUGCUCUUGCGGCUGUCUCCACCGCAUCCCCCAUCAAGCGUGCUGAUGGCGUAACUGACGGUGUCAUCCUCAACUACGCGCUCACUCUCGAGCACCUCGAGGACACCUUCUACCGCGAGGCCCUCGCCAAGUUCACUGUCGAGGACUUCAAGGCUGCCAACUUCUCCGAGGAGGCCUACAACCGCAUCAAGACCAUCUCUUCCGAUGAGGAGACCCACGUCUCCUUCUUGACCGGUGCGCUCAGCGCUGCUGGAGCCAAGCCCGUCGAGGCCUGCACCUACGACUUCGGCUACAAGGACGUUGCGUCUUUCCUUGCCACCGCCAGUGUCCUCGAGGGCGUUGGUGUCAGCGCCUACCUCGGUGCUGCCGCCGACAUCAUGUCCAAGACCUACCUCACUGCCGCUGGCUCCAUCCUCACUGUCGAGGCCCGCCACUCGGCAUACAUCCGCAACACCGUCGGUGCUUCGCCUUUCCCCGCUCCCUUCGACAACCCGUUGAGCUACAACGAGGUCUACACCCUCGCCGCGCAGUUCAUCAAGUCCUGCCCCGAGACCAACGCCCCUCUCCCCGUCAAGGCGUUCCCUACUCUUGCUGCCUCCGCUUCUGACGGUAGCAUGAUGAUCAAGGCUGGCAGCAAGGUCAUGCUCGCCACCUCCGGCUACAAGGUUGACGGCAAGGUCUACGCCGCUUUCAUCACUGUCACCGGCCCCGUCUUCGUUGAGGCGACCAUGGUUGAGGGUGGCUUCGAGGUUACCGUCCCCGAGAAGGGCAUUGCUGGCCAGAGCUACGUUGUUCUUACCAGCUGCAACACUGCCGCUACCGAUGACACUAUCAUCGCUGGCCCCGCUGUUGUUGAGGUCAUGUAA